CCCAUCACCAGGAAUUUGUGAAUGUUAUCUCGGUACAUAUUCCGCAAUGGACAACAGAGACACAGAACAUGGAUAUGUACACAGGACUAAUGAUGAUAAAAAGAGAAACGUGAAACCUGAGUCAGACUCCUUAGACUCAGACACUGAGAGUUUGGUGCAGGACAAAACUCACCACAGAGAACUUCAGAUGCUGAACGGUGUUGGUGAAAGCAGUUCCUCUUAUGAUGACAACAUCGAGAGAUCAGAGCAUGAAGAGGACUUUGCCUUUGACCCAAAACCUGCUAUCACUGAAACAUUUGGAGACCAAAACAUCAACUAUUUAAGGGCAUAUGAUCCGUCAGAUUAUGACCAUCUUCUUGUCACGUCAGAUACCAAAGAACUUUUCCAGUACAUCACACGAUACACACCACAGACCAUUGAAUUGGACCAUAAGCUGAAGCCUUUUAUUCCUGACUUCAUUCCAGCUGUAGGUGACAUUGAUGCUUUCCUCAAAGUUCCUCGUCCGGAUGGGAAGGUGGAUGGUCUGGGCUUGCUGGUGUUGGAUGAACCAUGUGCUAAGCAAUCUGACCCAAAUGUGCUCUCCCUGUGGCUUUCUAAGUACAGUAAACAACACAAUGUUGCUGAAGUCAAAGUGAAGAGUAUCGAGAACCCACAGAAGAACCCAAAAGCUAUAGAUAACUGGAUAGAAAGCAUCAGUGAACUACAUCGCUCCAAACCACCAGCUACAGUACAUUACACCAGACCCAUGCCAGACAUUGAUACCCUGAUGCAGGAAUGGCCACCUGAGUUUGAAGAGCUUUUGGGCAAGGUGAACCUCCCCACAGCAGAUAUUAAUUGUGACCUGGCAGAGUACAUUGACAUAAUUUGCGGUAUCUUGGACAUUCCAGUGUACAAGAAAAAAAUCCAGUCUCUCCAUGUCCUGUUUACACUCUAUUAUGAAUUUAAAAACUCCCAGCACUUUAAGAAUUCGGCAGAGGGCCGCAAGUCCAACAUGUCGUCAACUCAACAUAUUGCUACUACAGAAGCAGAGACACUCACAUUAGAGUGAUUUUUUUGUCUGUCUCUUAUCCGCUCUCUCUAACUCUUACUC
Messenger RNA from Tachysurus vachellii, 1090 nucleotides. Its product is annotated as intraflagellar transport protein 46 homolog. The record is from RefSeq and is a predicted model, not a curated record. Gene Ontology annotation, cellular component: intraciliary transport particle B; centrosome; motile cilium. The coding region runs from base 47 to 1048 and encodes 333 amino acids. The transcript is spliced from 9 exons. Gene Ontology annotation, biological process: cilium assembly; intraciliary transport. NCBI's taxonomy places the organism in Eukaryota, Metazoa, Chordata, Actinopteri, Siluriformes, Bagridae.